AUGCCCCCUGCCCCUCCUCCUGCACCCGCAGAGUGGAAGCCGAUUUGGACUGCCGUUAUGUUUUGGGGAAUCUUCAACGGAGUCACUCCAAUGGCUUCCCCCCCGCAAGCGCUACAACUUUGGCUCUGCCGCGCCUACCUCUGGGGCGCCGAGGACGGACCGCUCGGACCUUCGCCCGUGUCGCUGCUGAGCUUCCCGCCCCAAGCUGCCGGCAAAAGUGCCGCGGCGGUGUGCUGCGCUGUGUGGAGGCAAGGAGACACGGCUCCCUACGAGGUUGCCGUGGCAUCGUCAGACCAGCGGUUGGGCUUCGGCCGCCUUGCUCUGGGCAGCGAUCCCGCUGCGGGGUUGCGCCUUCCUCCAGUGGACUUUGACUUCCCCGGGAUAUCGGUGCCUGCGGCCCAUGGUCGAAGUCUUGUCACCGCCGUGCAAGCGCAGUUCCACGGCUUUGGCGUGUCCGUCUUCUCAAGUGGCCUCGAUGGGCUAGUCCGGGUCUGGGACCCACACACGGCCUCGGAACUGCACCAGAUGGUGGUCGAGCCAGAGCGGGGCCUGAAUUCCGUGGCAGCCAGCAGCCUGGAUGCAAAGUUGCUCUGCUGUGGGGAUUCAGGGCAAAGCAGCCCGGGGCUGGAUCUUGGCCACUUGGCCAGCGGCCCCGGCAUGGCGAAGCCGCUGGUAUCGCAGCUGUACGUCUGGUAUGAAGCACUUAAGCUGGUCAUGAGAUAUACAACGGACAACAGGCAGCUGCGGCGACAGUUCCUGGUGUUGGGCCUGGCGUCGGUUGUGCGGACGGGAACGCUUGUGGCCAAGAUGCGCAUGAACGAGAUGCAGGUCUACUAUCAAAACUCUGGUCAGGUUCGAAGAUGGGUAAGGUCAAUGAUCGACGGCAUCGUAGCAUGCGCCGUCAUCGCCGGGCUCAACAGCUGGCAUUCUUAUGCUGAGAAGGCCCUUGCACGGAUGUGGAGGCAAGCGCUGACCACUCGACUGCAUCAGCUGUACUUUGCCAGCUCUCACUUCUAUCAGAUUGCUCAGGGCGGACAGGCGGAAGGCGCUGUGGCAGAUGCAGACGUGCGGUUGACAAGCGAUGUCCCAGCUUUGGCGUCCAGCGUUUCCAGCCUGCUCUCCCAGAUGCUGGGAGGAAUUGUUGAUGUGAUCGCGUUCUCGAUGAUCCUGGCAAGGCAGGGACGGAAGGGCGUCCUCUUUGCUGUGACCACGCAAAUCUACGCCAUCUCCCUCUACAUCACUGCCAACUACAUCAUGCCGGUGGAUUGGGCCGGGCUGCUGGGUGGCGCUGCCGCGACCGACUCGGCCUUAAAGCAGAGCCUGAGCCGUGCGGAGACGCAUGCGCAGGCCAUCUGCGCGCUGCAAGGAGGGGCUCCCGAGUUGCAGGAUGUCAACGGAAACUCGGUUGGAAAGCUCCGAACCGCCUUGGCCGCGAAGUGGCGAGCCUACGUGGGCCAGGACAGGCUCGACACCGUGCUGUACUACUUCAUCUUCUCCUGCCUGGAGCAGUCGCCGCUGGGCUGGCUGACGUACCUUUGGGGAGUUUCAGGCCUGAUGGCUGGCCGAUCGGUGCGGGCGGGGGAUGACGCAAACCGCGUUCUGGGCUACAACGAGCGCAGCCACUUGGUGGCCGAAGGCUACAGUCGUGGUAUCCAGCUGUUCUGGGGUGGCAACUUCUUGCUCUGGGCCACCUUCCGCAUUGUGUUCGCACUGCACCAGGUGCUGCAGAACUAUGCGGCCAUCAUGCGCAUUCAGCAUUUGGAGAAGAAAUUGGUGGCCACUGCACAGCCACAGACUCGCGUCCACGUGUCAACCGAAGACCAGAUCGAGUUCAAAGAGGUCUCCAUCCACACUCCCAGCAACGCACUGCUGGUGGACCAGCUAUCUUUUUCUGUCCGCUGGGGUGAGGCCUUGCUUCUCACCGGCCACAAUGGCGCAGGCAAGAGCUCCAUCUUCCGCUGUCUGGGUGGGCUCUGGCAGAUCCAGAAUGGAAACAUCGUGCGCCCGAAGAACCAAAUUGAGAACGAUGGAAUCGGCCUGACUGGCGUGGUAUACUACCUUCCCCAGAGGCCCUACAACGCUCUGGGCACUCUGAUGGACCAGUUCUGCUACCCGGACCCAGUCCCCGACACCUUGACCGAGAAGGAGCUGCGAAGGUGGCUCGACUUCGUGGACCUCGGCCACCUCGCCGACUUUCCAGGCGUAUUCACAGAGCAGAUCGACUGGGAGCAGGUCCUGUCGCGGGGUGAGCAGCAGCGGCUCGCCAUCCUCCGCCUGUUCUGGCGGCGGCCCAAGUUCGCUGUGCUCGAUGAGUGCACGUCCGCGGUGAGCGGGGAGAUGGAGCGGCGCCUUUUUGAGCUGUGCCCCAAGUUGGGAAUCUCAUGCAUCACCAUCGCUCACCGACCUGCCCUGCUGCAGUAUCAUCAGCACCAGCUCAUGCUGACUGGAAAGCCUACUGAAGGGGGAGGCUGGAAGCUGACAAAGAUCGAGAACGGCUCCCCGACCUUCAGCCCAGAGGCCUGCAAGGACGUCGAUGCCCCUGGCCUCAUUGAGAAGUACAUGGCCGGGCGUGCGAUCAAGCUCUCCGAGGCCCGGAAGACGGAGUGCGCUGAGAUCGCGCAGGAGCGCUCGCGCAAGUUCGAGGCCUGCAGCACCCGGUCAGUGCUGCCGCGGGAAAUGGAGCCCAGGAUGUACCAUCCUGCUCUCUUCACAGGGCUGAAGCAGCCCGCCGCUCUCUGGCGGCUGGCUGCCUUUGCGCUCUUGCUGGUCGUGCGCUGCCCCUUGCUGGUGGCAGGCUGGAGGUCGGUGGGCGACAUCAUCGUGAGCGCACUGUCCGGCGAUAGGGCGGCCAUUCGCCGGGCUUUCUGGAAGAACAUGAAGGUGACGCUCGCGACGCUGGCCCUGGAUCGACUCAUGAAGCGCCUCUCGCAGCGCCUGGCCUUGCUUCUGCAAGAAGGGCUGUCCCUGAAAGUCCACGAGCUCCUGCUGAAGAAGCAUGCCAUCCACCAUGGCAUGGCCUGGCAGCUGCCUACCACAUGGCCUCCGGCCGCGCGCGCAGGCGAGGUGGCCGGCUUCGGAGAUGUGCUGCUGGGCUUCCUCGAGACGACGCUGAAGCCGUGCGUGCUGGCGUUCUACGGGGCGGCCCUGUCGCUGUCCACCGGAGGCUGGAGAGUGGUGGUGCUGUACUUGCUGAACAUGCCCCUUCACGGCCUCGUCUCGCGCUAUGUGAUGCCGAACUACUCCAUUCACAUGGGUGGGCUGGCGGACAAGGAGGCGAAGUUCAAGACGGUUCAUGCGCGCUUCCGCCAAAACUUGGAGCCCAUUGCCUUCUCAGGGGGCGGUCGGGCCGAGCAGCGAAUCGUCGAGGAGCGCUUCGAUGACGUCAUCCGAACUCAGCAGGCACUGGAUAAUGAGGACAUUCUCUACCGGGCUGCCACCGAUUUCCUCACGGAUGGCAGCUUGCUGCCGCUGUCCUUCAUGCGGGUCUUGUCCAUGUACUACACCAUGAAGUACUCUUCAGCAGCUAGCCAGGGCGCCAUAUCUCCGGCAGAGCUCUAUGGCAUGUGGUCUUUUGAUCGUGGAACGACCCUGGCCUUCAACAACAUGAACGCAGUGUGCAGGUUGCCAGAACGGCUCACAGGCCUGCAUUUCACCUUGGCCCGCAUGUCUGAGUUCCUCAAUGGCCUCGAGCAUGCGGAGAGCCUGGCCCCGAAUGUGGCGACGGCCCAGAGUGUGGCAGCAGACCCGGUUCUCCAAGUCCGAGACGUCGACAUCCUGACCCCGUUGAAAGGUGAAGUCUUGGCACUCAAAGUGGGCUUCGAGGUGAAGCCCGGAAAUCCUGUGGUUGUCACGGGGCCCAACGCUUCAGGCAAAUCCUUGCUCGCAGGUCACCUUGCCGGACUUCGUGCACCAACCACCGUUGAUGCUUCCGUGGAUUUUUGUGGAGUGUCCGUGUUUCGCACACGGCCAUAUCUCACGGAUCUCUUGCUGAUCCCGCAGAAGCCUUACCUGUCUCCGGGAGGUCUUGGGGAUCAGGUGUCCUAUCCGCUCAGCGGCCUGGAGCAGGAUCCGGAGAAACUGCAGCAAGCCUUGGAUUCAGUCGGCAUCGGAUAUCUCGUGGAGCGCCACAAAGGUUUAUUCGCCACGCCUGAGCUGCAGUGGGACGAGAUCUUGUCCGGUGGUGAGCAGCAGCGCAUAGGCAUCGCGCGCUGCUUGUUCCACCGGCCACGGCUGGCCAUCUUGGAUGAGUGUACCUCCAUGGUUUCCCAGGACACCGAGGUUGAUCUCUACAGGACCAUCGCAGCGGCGGGUUCUGUGCCGAUCACCAUUUCUCAGCGCCUUACCCUCCCAGACCUUCAUGCGCAGGAAGUGCAACUGGGCUGUGACACGUUGGCCGGCUGGUCGUUGGAAUCUUGCCGCCCAAAGUGA
This is a messenger RNA of Symbiodinium natans, 4428 nucleotides long. NCBI's taxonomy places the organism in Eukaryota, Dinophyceae, Suessiales, Symbiodiniaceae. The record is from the annotation of a GenBank genome assembly.